AUGUUCCCCCAGGUUGGGCUAUGUGAUGUCACGAUGACAUCGGUUGUAGGGCACAUAACAAAUCUUGAUUUUCCUCCUGGGUACCAAUGGGGACAGUGUCCCGCAAGUAGACUAUUCAAUGCCGAUAUUAUCACCAAAGUAACAAAGCAAGACGUUUUUGACAAUAUUUCUAAAGAAGCAAGAACAUCUGAUAAAUUGAUGAUAUGGACAGAUUGCGAUAGAGAGGGGGAGUUUAUAGGCAAAGAGAUUUUUGAUGCAGCCAGAAACGGGAACAGUAGGCUAACGUUGAAAAAUGUUUGGAGAAGUCGUUUCUCACACCUCGAAAAGAAUCAUAUUAUUCGAGCUGCUAAAACACCCGCAGAAUUGGAUAUGAAGUCCGCUGCUGCCGUGUCAUGCCGCAUGGAACUUGAUUUUAGGGUAGGGACUAGCUUUACGCGUCUUUUGACCGAUACUCUAAAGUCAAGUCACAUUAUUGAGAAAAAAGAUAUAGCAUCAUAUGGAACCUGUCAAUUUCCCACCUUGGGAUUUGUAGUUGAUCGAUACAAGAGAGUUCAAGACUUUAAGCCAGAACCAUUUUGGUUCAUAGAGCCUAUAUUAAGGAAAGAAGGAAGGAAAACUAUAUUCAACUGGGUAAAGGGCCAUUUUUUUGAUCGAUUGUAUGUUUGCAUAAUGUACGAAAAGUGCCUAAAGAAUGAGUUUGGAACGAUUGUAAAAUUGGAAACAAAGAGAACCACCAACUGGCGGCCGUUACCGUUAACGACGGUCGAGCUCCAGAAGGAUUGCGCCAAGUACUUCAAAAUGUCAGCAAAGACGGCAUUAGAUGCAGCAGAAAAAUUGUACAACAAGGGGUUUUUAUCCUAUCCAAGAACAGAAACAGACAAGUAUCCUAGUACAAUGGACUUUACAGGGAUCUUUGAAAAGCAAAAACAGGAUUCAAGGUGGGGGUCGCAUGCAGGAAAUUUGUUGUCUCAAGGUUUUGAAAAACCGCGAAACGGCUCCCACGAUGACCACGCUCAUCCUGCAAUACAUCCAGUCAAUUAUGUUUCUAUAGAUUCCUUAUCGAAUGCAAAUGAGAAGAAGGUUUACGAAUACGUGGUGCGCCGCUUUUUAGCGUGUUGCAGCAAGGAUGCUGUGGGGAGCUUAACGCAAGCUACUUUACAAUGGGGUGACGAGUUUUUCACAGCUAAUGGUUUGAUGGUGACUGAGAAAAAUUACUUGGAGAUUUUUACCUAUAAGAAAUGGGAAAGCUCAAAAGAAUUGCCCAAAUUUUUAGAAGGAGAACGGGUAAAAAUAUCCAAUGGCGUAAUCAAAGAAGGUAAGACAACUCCUCCGCAGUUAAUGACAGAAACAGAACUUAUUGCCUUAAUGGAUGUAAAUGGAAUUGGAACCGAUGCAACGAUUGCUGAGCACAUUGACAAAAUAUUGACCCGAAACUAUGCAAUUAAGCAAAAGAAAAAUAAAGCAGAAUAUAUUGUUCCUUCACCCCUCGGAAUUGGGCUUAUUGAUGGCUUGGAUAAAAUGGAAUUUAACGGAAUAUCUCUAUCCAAGCCGUUUUUGAGAAAGGAAUUAGAAAAGUCUUUGCAAGAUAUAUGUAAUGGCACAAAAAAUAAAGCUGAAGUUGUGGAAGAGAUGAAAAAGGUGUACUACAACGCAUAUGGCAUUUGUAAUCAAAAAAUUUCACUACUAACUAGCCAGUGUAGAAUUAGCAUCGGUCGAGGGCAGGCCCAACUGCCGCCGUGA
Messenger RNA from Lodderomyces oxycetoniae, 1740 nucleotides. Its product is annotated as DNA topoisomerase 3. The record is from RefSeq and is a predicted model, not a curated record. Gene Ontology annotation, molecular function: DNA binding; DNA topoisomerase type I (single strand cut, ATP-independent) activity. Gene Ontology annotation, biological process: DNA topological change. Gene Ontology annotation, cellular component: nucleus. The transcript has a single exon. The coding region runs from base 1 to 1740 and encodes 579 amino acids. Lineage: Eukaryota; Fungi; Ascomycota; Pichiomycetes; Serinales; Debaryomycetaceae.